This is a messenger RNA of Eriocheir sinensis (Chinese mitten crab), 2375 nucleotides long. Its product is annotated as POC1 centriolar protein homolog A-like. The record is from RefSeq and is a predicted model, not a curated record. The transcript has 9 exons. Lineage: Eukaryota; Metazoa; Arthropoda; Malacostraca; Decapoda; Varunidae. Gene Ontology annotation, molecular function: protein binding. Gene Ontology annotation, biological process: cilium assembly. Gene Ontology annotation, cellular component: centriole; ciliary basal body. The coding region runs from base 222 to 1562 and encodes 446 amino acids.
CGCGAAAAACAAACCAACGGCCCCCUCUCUCCUCCCCUCACCUGUUGAUUUACCGUCCACUUACCUGUGAUUUGAAUUGAACUGUGCUUCCAGGUGUAACAUAUUAGCCAUAUAAACACCUAGUCCACCUGCCAGCACCUAAGUGACACGGUAAAACUCUUUAACCUCUGUGAAAUAUCAGUUCGAAGAGGCAACACUACGGAUCCAUUGACUUCAUUUCUAUGGCUACAGAGUGCAGUGAAGAUCCAACUCUCCAGUGCCAUUUCAAGGGCCAUCGGGACUUGGUGACAGCACUGCACUUCCACCCUAAUGGCACUCAGCUGGUGUCCUCCUCCCUUGACCAGACACUCAUGCUGUGGAACUUCCGCCAGCACCACCGAGCAUACAGGUUCAUUGGCCACACAGACACUGUCAAUGAUGUCCGCUUCUCACCCAGUGGCAACCUUAUGGCCUCAGCAUCCCGGGAUCGCACUGUUCGUCUCUGGAUCCCAAACAUUAGAGGUGAUUCAACAACGUUCCGAGCCCACCAGUGCAAUGUACGGACUGUGGACUUUUCUCCAGAUGGCCAACAGCUUGUGUCUGGCUCUGACGACAAAUCCAUCAAAAUCUGGACUGUACACAGGCACAAGUUUGUUUGCUCUCUUACCACGCACACUAACUGGGUGCGCUGUGUGAGGUUUUCACCAGACGGCCGGAUGCUGGUGUCCUGUGCUGAUGACAAGACAGUCCAGCUGCAUGACACCCUCAAUGCCACGAUGCUGUACUCCUUCCCUGAACUCAAGAGCUCCUGCACCUAUGUGGCCUUCCAUCCCUCGGGCUCCUGCAUCGCCUCUGCUAGCAAGGAGGGGGCUGUUAAGGUGUACGACAUCCGGACACGCAAAUUACUGCAACAUUAUGACUUCCAUGAAGAGCCAGCCACAUGCCUCUCCUUCCAUCCCUCAGGUCACAUCCUGGCAACCUGCUCAGCAGACAAAACUCUGAGGCUACUGGACCUGCUGGAAGGCCGCCCCAUAUACACUCUGCAUGGCCACCAGGGCCCCGUCACCUGCUGCUGCUUCUCUGAGAGUGGGGAGCAUUUUGCCUCAGGAAGCAAAGACAAACAGGUGAUGGUGUGGAAAGCUAACCUGAAGUCAGUGGAGCCCUGCGAGAACUUAGAAGUAGUAGAAGAGGAAGAAGGAAGAGCCUGCAGCCCACUGAAUGUAACAGCCCAGGUGCCUAUCAAUGGCCAAGAGGAGACAGAGGAGGAUGACGAUGCAGUGGUUGUGGAGGAGUGUGGUGACAGGGAGGAAGGGGAGCACCAGGAAAGGCCAAGAGUUGAUGCUCACUAUGACCAGAUGCAGAGAAAUGAGCCAAGGAAUAUGAGGGCAGAAGAUGACCUGCUGAGGAACACUCUGCAGAGAUUCGACACCACUUUGCAGCACCUUGCCUCCCAGAUGGACACCCUUACACAGACCUGCGUCAUCCUGGAACAGCGACUCUCACUCAUAGAGAAUAAGGUGGCGGAGGUGGCAUGCAACCAGCGGAAUGAGCCAUUAGAGAACAGAGGGGCUAGAGGGAACUGAAAGGGGCUCAUGGAUAAAAUAAGGUGGCAGAGAUGUCAUGUAACCAAUCUUUUUCUUCCUUCUCUUGACACCUUUUAACCUCUUACCCAUGUUCAUAUAGGGUCACUGUUUUGGGGUUGUGCCUCAAUGUUUAAGACCGGAUGCCCUUCCUUACCUCAUGCAGGGCCACUGGGGUUUGAACCACCUUGCCUUGACCUUCCAAGGCUUAAUGCUCUAACCCACUAGACCACUGCAAAUGUUAUAUAACUAAUAAAAGGGACAAUGAGUGGCCACUGAAGAAGAACAAUUGGUGGAAGCAGCAUGCAACUAGCAGUACAUGAGCUAAUGGACAACAGAGUGACUGGAGAGGCUGAAAAGGGGGACUUCAUGGAUAGAAUAUGGUGGCAGAAAUGUUAUGCAUCCAACAAAAUAGGGGGAAGGAUACCCAUUUAAAAAAAGUGAUGUGAAAAAAUAAGGUUGAGACUAGAAUACAUAGAUGAGGAUAGUGUGCCUCCAUGAUGCAGUGGUUGGUGUGCCUAGUUGUGAAUCAUGGUCCCAGGCUCAGAUUCCAGACCAGCAGUCGCAGUUGGUUCACAGCCCACCUAGCUGUUUAUCCUCUUUGGGGCUUUUUAAUAAGUGGGUACCUGGAGAAACCUGGAGAAGGUAAUUGUAGUAAUCUGAAUGUUACACUGUGGUGUGUGCCCUGGGAUAAUGGGUUAUUACCUAACUUAAGCUCAAGUACCAAUAAGGAGAUGAGCGAGGUUACACACAGCUUAACUUAUACAGCAAACUUUAUCUUUUAUAGUGACGGCCAAUAAAGGAGAACCAAAAAUA